UGCAAUCAUCUCAUCGGUGAAGUGUUCACUUCUUUAAGAAAUCGGUAGUAACCAACAUGAAGGCGUUCGUAGUGUUGUCCAUGGCUCUGGCCGUUGCAUCCUGUGCGGCAGUCGACGAUUCCACCAGCAAAAAGGAAAAACGAGGCCUCUGGGAAUUGAGCAACGAUCACGAUGACAUCGGAUACGAUCAUCAUUACGAUGAUCACUACGAUCAUAAAACCAUUAUCAAGACCAAGAACGUUCACGUCCCGUAUCCGGUUGAGGUUGAGAAGCACGUCCCGGUUCCGGUGAAGGUCCCAUACCCAGUCACGGUCGAAAAGAAGGUUCCAGUGGUCGUGGAAAAGAAAGUUCCAGUCUACGUUGAGAAGAAGGUCCCCGUUCACGUUGAUCGUCCAGUUCCGUACCCAGUCGAAGUGAAGGUCCCAGUCGUCCAGAAGGAAUACGUCGAAGUGCCAAAACCGUACGCAGUUCAUGUUGAGAAACCCUACCCAGUGUACGUCAGCAAACCGGUCUAUGUUGAAAAGUCGGUUCCAGUGACCGUUCACAUCAAGGAGCACAAGAAGCAUUGGGGUCAGUUUUAAGUUUUCGGAAAUGAGAUUGUAGAGAAGAAUAAAUGCGAAUGAUUGCAGUCAA
Malaya genurostris is the source of this 633-nucleotide messenger RNA. Its product is annotated as mantle protein-like. The record is from RefSeq and is a predicted model, not a curated record. The coding region runs from base 57 to 581 and encodes 174 amino acids. The transcript has 2 exons. Lineage: Eukaryota; Metazoa; Arthropoda; Insecta; Diptera; Culicidae.